Sardina pilchardus (European sardine) is the source of this 642-nucleotide messenger RNA. Its product is annotated as leukotriene B4 receptor 1-like. Bases 1 to 642 code for a protein of 213 amino acids. Gene Ontology annotation, biological process: immune response; G protein-coupled receptor signaling pathway; positive regulation of cytosolic calcium ion concentration. Lineage: Eukaryota; Metazoa; Chordata; Actinopteri; Clupeiformes; Clupeidae. Gene Ontology annotation, molecular function: C-C chemokine binding; C-C chemokine receptor activity. The transcript has a single exon. The record is from RefSeq and is a predicted model, not a curated record. Gene Ontology annotation, cellular component: external side of plasma membrane; membrane.
AUGUCCACCAACACUCAGCAGCAGCUCAACACCUCCAAUGCCAGCUCCGCUGUGCAGGCCUCGCUCGAGAUCCGGGCGGCCAGUGGCCUGCUGGGCCUCUGCUGGGCUCUGGGGGUACCUGGGAACCUGGUGGUUCUGGCCGUCCUCCAGCCCCGCCUGGCAGGGGGGAGAUUCACGCUCUGGCUGAUGCUGAACCUGGCUGUGUCGGACCUGCUGACGCUCCUCACCCUGCCCGUGUGGAUCCACACGCUGCUUCACGGCUGGAGUCUGGGCGCCGUGCCCUGCAAGCUCCUCUCGUGCCUGGAGUACUGGAGCCUCUACACCAGCAUGCUGUGCGUGACUCUGCUUAGCGUGCAGCGCUACCUCCAGGUGCUCCACCCGCAGCGCUGGGCCGAGCUCAAGUCCACGGGGCGCCGGAUUCUACUGGGGCUCGUGUGGGCCCUCGGAGGCGUGAUGUCCUCUCACGCGCUGGUCCAGAGAGAAGUGAGAGCGGGCAUGGACGGCUUGCUCCACUGCCUGCCACGCUACAGGUGGGCUGGGGAGCAGGUGGCCACACUGCUGAUGGAGAGCCUGCUGCUGUUUGUGCUGCCGUUCUCCAUCAUGGCCUCGCUGUACUGUACAUCGCCCUGCACCGAAGGGUGA